AUAUAAAUUUCUAUUUCAAGCCCCAUACACACUGAUCUACAAUCUCCUCCUCACACACCAAUAUCUACAGUGUUCUUGUUUAACUAACUAGGCUCUUUCUACAUGAAUUGCUUAGUCUUGCCGGUAUCAUUGAUCCGAAGACGCUUCACACGGUAUUACCCCUUAACCAAAGAUGAUGAUCAAGAUUUGGACAAAGAAUUAGAAUCCCACAAAGCUGUGACAGUGGCGGUGGGAAGAGAGAAGAGGGUGUUCCUCGUGGACCCUUUCAUACUACAAGAGAACCAAUUUCGAAUUUUGAUGGAUCACACCUCCAUGAAGAUGGAUCAAGGGGAUAAGGAGGAUCAUCACCAUCAUCUCGGUUUCUCAACAAAACAACAUGGAGUGGUCUUUGUUGAUGUUGAUACCAUUUUGUUUCAGCACAUGUUGUGGCUUGUGCAUAAUGAUUACUCUUCUUUGUGCAACCUCAAUUUGAAGGAAAUUAUUGAUUUCUAUGCUCACGAUGCAGUAUGGUAACUUGUCUUGUCUAGCAAACGUAAUUAUAUAUGCCGAAACAAUUCUAAGGAGAAAUUUCUAUAAGUAAUUAUUUAGUUUUAGAAAUUAAUUUGAGGAAAGAAAACAGAUUGUAAUCAAUUGAUAGAGUUUUUCCUUUCUUUCCCUUGUGACACUGAGAAGGAACACCUAGUUUCUUGUAUUAUUGCUAAUAAUGCAUAGCGAU
Molecule: messenger RNA, 715 nt
Organism: Lotus japonicus
Lineage: Eukaryota; Viridiplantae; Streptophyta; Magnoliopsida; Fabales; Fabaceae
Exons: 1
Coding region: 103-513 (136 amino acids)
Source: RefSeq, a predicted model, not a curated record